Messenger RNA from Parasteatoda tepidariorum (common house spider), 899 nucleotides. Its product is annotated as endothelin-converting enzyme 1. Gene Ontology annotation, biological process: proteolysis. The record is from RefSeq and is a predicted model, not a curated record. NCBI's taxonomy places the organism in Eukaryota, Metazoa, Arthropoda, Arachnida, Araneae, Theridiidae. Gene Ontology annotation, cellular component: plasma membrane. Gene Ontology annotation, molecular function: metalloendopeptidase activity.
ACUAUGCAACUGGAUUUCGGAUACCCAGAAGUUGUUCGUAAUCGUUCUGUAAUUGACAUUGUAUAUGAGAAUCUUCAGACGAUCGACGACUACUUUCUAAAUGUUAUGAACGUCAAAAAGUUCAAAACAAGAUAUUUUUUCAAUAGACUUUGGUAUUCGAAUUCAGAAAAUGUUGUGAGUGAAAUUUCUCUAGAAGAAAGUCCUUUAGGAGUAAGCUUUAGUUACGAUUAUAAGACUAAUAAAGUUAGAUUGGAUGGUAGUUCAUUUUGGUUUCCUAUGUCUCAUUAUUCAGGUAAUAUACCAAAAUACUUGAAAUUUGGUGAAACAGCUAUGUUAGCUAGAGUCAUGUCUAAAGCUUUUGAUGCUACUGGCAGCUUGUACGAUGCACAUGGAAGGAAAUGGGACAAAGCGCUUUUGCCCCAAACUUUGCGAGAUGAACAUACAUAUUACACGGAAUGUUUGAUGAGUCAAUUGUCUUCUUCUGACUAUUGGUUUGCUGAGAUAAAUAAUACUGAGUACAUUAAUACGAUUGCAGCUGAUAUGGGCUCUUUCCUUGUACCUUACGAAAGUUUUAAAACGUAUUUGAUGAAUGCAACGGAAGAAAAAAGUCUUCCGAGUGUUAAUCUUGAUCAGAAGCAAAUGUUUUAUGUUCAAGUUGCACAGAAAUAUUGUGAAGUGCGAGCUCCAUCAAUCGAUUCAGAAGAAAUCGUUGGAUUAUCAAAGCGAUCUAGGGUAAAUAUAGCUGUUUCUAACAUGGAAGAUUUUGCUUUUGUCUUUAACUGUCAACCACAACAUGUAUUAAAUUUGCAACACAAAUGCAAUUUGUCUUCAUAAAAUUGUCGAAUGAUCUAUAAUUUCUAAACAGAAUUUAUGGAAAAUAAAGAAUAUUUUACAUUCCA